AUGGGUGAGAAAAUACUCAAGACAGAACAGGCGAUCAUCAAUAGGUUUCAAGAGCUCAGGCAGGAGUUGAGCGUGCUUUCUGGACGUGCAAAUGAGCUGGCAUCCGAAUCCCAUGAGCACGAUCUUGUGCUGAAGGCUCUGGAGCCUAUGGAUGGGGACAGAAAGUGCUAUCGUGUGGUAGGGGAAAUUCUGGUCGAGCGGACAGUUGCAGAGGUCAAGCCAGCAGUGAAAGGCAACAAAGAACAGCUUGAUGCGGUUGUCGAGCGCUUGCUCAAGCAGCUGGAGGUAAAGAAGAAGGACCUCUCAGAUUUUCAAGAGAGGUACAAGAUCAGGAUAAAGGGGGAGGAUGAGUUGCCGAUGCAGCAGAAGGAGAAGAGCACAAGUCAAGGAAUCCUUGCCUGA
This is a messenger RNA of Coccomyxa subellipsoidea C-169, 402 nucleotides long. RefSeq lists its product as hypothetical. NCBI's taxonomy places the organism in Eukaryota, Viridiplantae, Chlorophyta, Trebouxiophyceae, Coccomyxaceae. Gene Ontology annotation, cellular component: prefoldin complex; cytoplasm. Gene Ontology annotation, biological process: protein folding. The coding region runs from base 1 to 402 and encodes 133 amino acids. Gene Ontology annotation, molecular function: protein folding chaperone. The transcript is spliced from 4 exons. The record is from RefSeq and is a predicted model, not a curated record.